GGCAGUGUUAACCACAGCCUGGCACCACCAGAGCUUUUUAUUGACUUUUGAACUCAUUCCUUAAGUCUUCUUUUAAGAUUUAAUUUAUUCUUAUUUUCUUAGUGUAAAUAAGGACUGCGUUACUUUUCAUUCCUCAACUCAUUUACAGGUCAUCUGUUACUUCAGUAAUCAUAGAAGCACAGAAUAACUGACUCAGUUAUUAUGGCGGACGUUAAACCUGAUAUUAAAAAUGAUGAACAACAAAAUUUUUCAGUAGGUAACAAUAGUGAUCCUAAAAAUUUACAGGAAUUAACUCAGUAUAUUCAAACCUUGCUUCAACAGACUCAGGAGAAGUUUCAAACGAUGUCUGAUCAAAUCAUCACAAGGAUAGAUGACAUGGGAAACAGAAUCGAUGACCUUGAGAAGAACAUCUCUGACCUGAUGACUCAAGCUGGUGUAGAGGGUACAGAGAAGUAAGAAAGGCCUAUAGACUUAAUCAGGUUACAUAUAUUUACCUCGGACAACUGUUAAAUUUCAACAGCUUUCAUAGCUACCGCUGUCUAAUCUAAGUCACUUUUGUAUUUAUUCAUGUAUUUACUCUAAAUGUAUUUAUAUGUUUUUGCUUAUUAUGUUUAUUGAUAAUCAAAUAAUAUUGGAACAGUAGUGUUAUAAAUAUGCUGAAUUGUGAUUACAUUUCUGUGUUGUGCUUUUUUUAAUUAUAAUUUCUUUUUCAU
This is a messenger RNA of Nezara viridula (southern green stink bug), 713 nucleotides long. The record is from the annotation of a GenBank genome assembly. Lineage: Eukaryota; Metazoa; Arthropoda; Insecta; Hemiptera; Pentatomidae.